UGGCCCUCCACGGACACCAUCGAAAUACUGUGAUGCGUUCUCCGUCGUCGUUUUCGGCCCUUUUACUCGGUGAAAUGUCUGUCUGUCUUCGAGCUCCAACAUGGGCAAUUUCCGAAUCUGAAGCUGAAAGUGAAACUGAUACAAAAGACGAAGAGAAAACAGUCACCGCUGUAAGUGCAAGUGGAAACCACAGAAACAAAACUGUCGCGUCGUGUCGACUUGCGCCAAGAGACCGUCAAACUCCGAGCCCGACUCCUGUAAGGAAACGCCGCACAAAAAAGGAGAUCGAAGAGGACAAGUUAAAAGUGGAGGAGAGGAAGGAGGCCAAGGAGAGACAGAAAAGAGCCCGAGCCCAAGAGAAGGAGCAGAAGAGGCAGGAACAGAGGAGGAGGAGAGAAGCUGCAGAGCAGCUGAGGAGUUUGAGGCCAGAGAAUUGUUUGAAGAAUCUGAACAUCUCCAUCGAUCCUGCUCUUCUGCAGUAUGAUGACGCUGAUGUCUUGCUGGACACACUGAGGACCUUUGAGUGGAGGUUCAGCAUUGAGAGCCAGCGGUUCCCUCACAGCAUCACCUGGACCAGAGAUUUACCUCAGCUGGGAGAAGAUGGCGAGGGGACGGUGGAGGAGGAGCCAGUGGUUGUGCUGCUGAGUUUGAAUGACUUCUUGAACAUGGCGAUCACUGUGAAAAAAAUGAUGGAUGGCGAAGGGGAGGAAGCCGGAGGAAAGGCAUCCUUCUUGGAUCCACUUCUGGAGUUUUGCGACCUUGAUGCCAAGAAGGAGGUCACACUCUUAGUGAUUACAGCUAACGGGUCCCAUGUCUGUGAUGUGCAUUUAUUGAAUGAGAUGUUGCAGUCCAGAAUGAGGAUGAAGAAUCUCAACAUCGAGGAGGUUCUCGUCUACCUGCAGCUCUGCAGGAAUCUCUCACUUGUUUUCCUGGAUGAUUGGCAGGAAGUCACCAACUAUCUGUGUGCCGUCACCAAGGCCUUGUCUAAGCGCCCUUUAAAAUUACUGACGGAGCGUGCAGAGCUGCCUUUCUGCGUGGAUGGUUCAUGGGCCAGCGGGGUUCGAGUGGAGAGAGACGGCUCGGGGCUGAGGCAGGUCUGGAGCAGACAGAUACAACAGCUGAACAGAGUCAGCCCCGCUGUGGCCUCCGCGGUUACUGCAGCCUACCCGUCUCCUCAGCUUUUGUUACAGGCAUAUCGGAGUGUAGGAUCAGAGGAGGCUCGGAAAGGUCUGCUGGCUGGAAUCUUAGUGAACACUGAAGGUAAGGAGAGACGUAUCGGACCAGAGAUCUCAUCCAGAGUGUAUCGCUGCUUCGUGGAGCAAAACCCCCACCUGGUUUUGGACUAAUUUGUCCAUUUGAGAAUGAGAUGGACAGACUUAAGCUACAGCUGGUCUGGAUUCUAGUGGACCAUCAGCACCACUUUGCUGCUGUCAUGUCAGUGUUUACAAGUUUAAAACCUUCUUUGCCAUCAUGUUGUGAUCCAAUUGAAAGAUUUAAUGGAGGCUUUGUAGAAUGUAAUUUCUAAAAUAGUGUUUUGCUGAAUGCAAGUUAUACUGUUUAUUAGUUCCUUUUGUUUAUUUUUAUUUAUUUUUUUGAGAAUCAUCCUGUAAGAUGUUCCACAGAUGUUUUAUUUCAGAAAGAAAGCUACAAAACUGUACCCCCCACCACUUUUUUUUUUUUUUUUUGUAAAAGUCACUUCACAGUAUGAAAAUGUGCAAUUUACCCAAUAUAGAACCAGACCAAAGACUCAUCUGUCUGCGUUGUUUUUUUUUUUUUUUUAACCAUUUAUUUAUUUGGUUUAAGAACAAACAAAACUGGUUUGUCAGAACGGACAGUGAACACAACACGGAAUUUCAUAUUUAAUAAGAAAAAACAAAACAGGAAAACAACAUAAUAGAUGGAUACUAGAUCAAGACAUGUUUACUAAAAAGUAUCAACAAUUAAUUUUUUUUAAGGGAUUGUAGCAAUAUAAUGUUUGAAAACAAACUUUCCCCCCAAUUUUGAAAGUAAAACCCGAUCACAAUCAUGCCUGUCUGUGAUUUUCUACUCAAGAUAUGCAAUUUUUUAAAUGGUUACAUUGUACAAUGUAAUGUUUUUAAAGACAAUUUAGAAAAAAAUAUG
This is a messenger RNA of Thalassophryne amazonica, 2121 nucleotides long. Its product is annotated as probable crossover junction endonuclease EME2. Gene Ontology annotation, cellular component: Holliday junction resolvase complex; nucleus. Gene Ontology annotation, biological process: mitotic intra-S DNA damage checkpoint signaling; double-strand break repair; replication fork processing. The transcript has 8 exons. The coding region runs from base 33 to 1346 and encodes 437 amino acids. Gene Ontology annotation, molecular function: DNA binding; nuclease activity. Lineage: Eukaryota; Metazoa; Chordata; Actinopteri; Batrachoidiformes; Batrachoididae. The record is from RefSeq and is a predicted model, not a curated record.